AUGGACGAGCCAGCGUGCAAGAAGUUAAAAGUCGAUUCUGUGCCUUGCUCAGAUUUUGAAUCUGGGGAUGGAUUGGAUGGACUUAGUGAGCUUGAAAAGUUAGAACCAUUACCCCAGUCGGCACAUAUCGGAGGUGAUAUACCGACCACAUCGCAGUCAUCUAUGACUGCUCCUAUGGCACCGGCCGGGUACGGCCAAGCCGGCGGAGGACAAGCGGGUGGACAACAGUCACAAAGUGGCGGUCAACAACAAUCAGUUUUACAGGAGCUAUUAAUGACCCAGACGCAAGGUCCUGCUGCGAAUAAUUCACCACGGCCUGCGUUUUCUGGAGCACCUACUGCAAACAGUUUCAAUACUAGGAGUCCGAUGACUGGUGCCACAAUGAUGUCUCCUCCAAAUGCCAACAUGGCAGGAGCAGGGCGAGGGGCGGGCGGCCCCGGACCCUCUCCCGGAGGUCCUCCAGGUGGUCCUCCUGGAGGCCCGAUGCGAGCACCAGGGCAAGGUCCUCCUGUGAUGUACGACGGCAUGCAAAUGCCUCAGCAAACGCAAUAUGGUCAGCCGAUGAUGACGGGUGGACCCCAGGGCCAAAUGCGUGGUUACCCUGGGCAGUAUGCACCACAGAGUGCUCCUAAUCAAAUACCAUAUCCGGGACAGGGUCGAGGGCAAGCCAUUCCUAGAGGUGGUAUGAUGAAUGGAGCACAUAUGCAACGACCGCCACAAAUGGCUCCUCCUGGCCGACCAGGUAUGCCUCAAAUGAUGCCUGGUAUGAUGCGACAUCCCGGCAUGAUGGAGCAACCUUUUAAUCCGAAUGCACCUUUUCAAGGUCAAAGGCCGGAGCAGUUUAUGGGUGGUCCACCGCCUCAGGGCUUUAUGAACCGACAGCCUUAUCCUGGAAUGAUGCCUGGGCAUCCUGGUCCACCCCAAGGGCCACCGAUAAUGAUGAUGGAUCCGUCACAAUCGAAUGGUCCUCAUCAAAUGAGCAAUCGUCCUCCAGGUGCUACUGCUCCAUCACAGCCACCUCAGGGUAUGCAGAUGCAGAUGCCCAACGGUGGACCACCCUCUGGUCAACAGCAACAUCCACAUUCGAUGCAAGGCGCGCCGGUAUCGCAACCACCUCAACGGACCGGAGGCACACCGUUGACCCCUGGCACUCAAGAUCCUGAGAAGCGGAAACUCAUCCAGCAACAACUUGUUCUACUUUUGCAUGCCCACAAGUGCCAGCAACGAGAAAGAAAUCCCGCUGAAGCUGCAAACGGACGAACACCGUGCAAUCUGCCGCAUUGCAGUACAAUGAAGGAGGUCCUACAACACAUGACUAUAUGCCACAAUGGACGACAAUGCACCUAUGCACAUUGUGCUUCGUCACGGCAGAUCAUAGCCCAUUGGAAGAAUUGUAAUAGAGAUGAUUGUCCCGUAUGUAAACCCUUGAAGAGUAUUCAGAAUCAACCUUCCGCCGCUGGAACACUACAAGACAUGAGCCAACUUCUUGGUCCUGGAUCGGUUGGAGCACCAGGAUCGGCCGGAGGUGUCGGAACAGGAGGUCCACAAUCCGUUGACCCAAUGGCACAGUUUGGCUCGCCUGCACCGGCAUCUAACGCCGGAGCAGCAGCAGCGGCUGCAGCUGCGGGUAGCUCAGCACCACCAAGUAGCACCGUUUCUGGUCCACCUAGUGGCCCUAUGUCUGCUGCGGGAUUGUUGAACGACUAUAAUCCACCCAUGAACGAUCCAUUCCGCUCACCAAAUCCACCCAACAAGCAUGCCGGUCCUGGUUCAGUUGGUGCAGCUUCUGGAGGUCAUCAUGGUAUGAUGGCUCGAGCACCUGGUGACUUCUCAACGAUCAACUUCCCACCUCCUGAUGUACCAAGUCAUGCAAAGGAGUGGCAUCAGCACGUCACUCGUGAUCUUCGCAACCAUCUUGUUGGGAAGUUGGUAAAAGCGAUUUUCCCGUCACCGGAUCCAAACGCGAUACACGACCAAAGAAUCCGUGACCUAAUCAACUAUGCUCGGAAAGUCGAAAUGGAAAUGUUUGAGUCAGCCAAUGACCGGGAAGAAUACUAUCACCUAUUGGCGGAAAAGAUCUAUAAGAUUCAAAAGGACCUCCAGGACAAGAAGAACUCACGGCUUCGUGCCGAUAGCGGAGCUAAUGCAGCAGCAGCAGCGGGAGCAGGAGGACAGCAGCAGUCUGGAGCAAGUGUACCUGCUGGACAAGCGCAGCCAGCUCCAAACAGUGGCUAUUCGGAAUCUAUGAGCUCAAUUCCUGACUUCGAUAUGGAUAUGCCAAAUCCACCAAAUCGAACUGCUGGUUCAACUCCACUUCCGCCGGGCCUUCAGACUCAACAGCAGCAAGCUUCGCAUUCUCAGCAGUCGCAUCAACAGCAUAAUAUGGGUUGGACAGGUGCUACAGGAAGUGGUCCGUUGUCGGCACCGGCGUCAGCAGCUGAUUCGCGACUUCAGCAACAACGUUCACAAGAGCGAAUGGGUGCACAGCAGUCAAACAGCAGCCAUGGAUCGGCAGCUGGAACGCCUUUGGUGAAGAUGGAGGCUAUGGACUCCAAUGAACAGAAUGGUCCGCUAUCCUCGUCAACAAGUGUGUCAUCAACAAAUGGCUUGCCUCCUACGUUGGUGAGAUCGGACUCGAAGGUGAAAGUCGAAGAAGGAUGCUCAGCUGCUCCUGGUCCAUCUACUGGCGCCACGGCAUCAGUCUCGACUACUUCGGCAAAAUCCGCUCCAGCUGUGAAAACUGAAUCGACUUCAUCUCCUAAGAAGGAAGUCGUAAAAAGAGAACCCACGCCUCCCCCUGGAGAAGACACUAUUUUCGAUGCAAACGAGCUGCGGCAUUAUUUACGACCAGUUUGGGAAAAGAUGGAUUGCUCCGAAGAUGCGGUACCGUUCCGAAUGCCAGUGGAUCCUGACUUACUGCAUAUCCCGGAUUAUAAUGAAAUAAUAAAGCAUCCCAUGGAUUUGUCGACAAUCUGUAUGAAGUUAGACAACGGUCGCUAUAAGAAUCCAUGGGAGUUUUGUGAUGAUAUGUGGUUGAUGUUUGAUAACGCAUGGAUGUACAACCGAAAAAAUAGCAAAGUGUACAAAUAUUGCACAAAGUUGAGCGAGAUGUUCGUCACGGAAAUGGAUCAAGUCAUGCAACAAAUGGGUUAUUGUUGUUCAAGAAAAUUGUCAUUUACUCCGUUAGCCUUAUUCUGUUAUGGUGCGUCGAUGUGUACGAUAGCUCGGGAACAGCCAUACUGGGUUUAUGAACAAACAUCCUCACAAUAUGGAGUGACGGUAUCAGAACGCUACACAUACUGUCUCAAAUGUUUCGAUGCAUUGCCGCCAGAAGGCAUUUCGUUGUCGGAAAAUCCUAACGAUCAGUCAAACAUGGCUCCAAAGGACAAAUUUGUACAAAUGAAGAACAACGUGAUCGACUAUGAACCGUUCGAAGUCUGCAAAUACUGUCAUCGAAAAUGGCAUCGAAUUUGUGCCCUUUACGACAAGAAAGUAUUUCCUGAGGGAUUCAUUUGUGACACUUGUCGCAAGGAGAAGAGCUAUCCUAAGCCAGAGAAUCGGUUCAUGGCGAAACGAUUACCGCACAACAAGCUGUCACAGUUCUUGGAGGAUCGAGUAAAUACCUUCUUGAAAAAGGCUCUCCCCAACAAUCCUGAGCAGUAUGAAGUGAUCAUUAGAACGCUAUGCGUCCAGGAUAAGGAGGUUGAAGUGAAGCCGUUGAUGAAGUCUAAAUAUGGCCCUCAAGGCUUCCCGGAUCGGUUCAACUAUCGAACGAAAGCCGUGUUCGCGUUUGAGAUGAUUGACGGCGUAGAGGUGUGCUUCUUUGGGCUUCAUGUUCAAGAAUACGGCAGUAACUGCAAAGAGCCGAAUGCGAGGAGGGUCUACAUCGCAUACUUGGAUUCGGUGCACUUUUUCCAGCCAAGAGAGUUGAGAACGGAGGUCUACCAUGAGAUUCUAUUGGGAUAUCUUGACUACGUAAAGCGGUUAGGAUACACAAUGGCCCAUAUUUGGGCAUGUCCUCCGUCAGAAGGUGAUGACUAUAUCUUCCACUGCCACCCUCCCGAACAGAAAAUUCCAAAGCCUAAGAGAUUGCAGGACUGGUACAAAAAAUUGUUAGAGAAAGGUGUUACCGAGAAGACUGUAGUCGAAUUCAAGGAUAUCUACAAACAGGCUCGCGAUGAUAAUUUGACCACGCCGAUGAGUUUGCCAUACUUCGAAGGCGAUUUCUGGCCAAACGUUAUUGAAGACUGUAUACGAGAGGCUGGAAAUGAAGAGGCUCAACGUCGUAAAGAGGUUGCAGAAGCAGACGAAGAGGACGAUGACAUAUUUCAGUCGGGUGACAAUGGCAAGAAAAAGAGCUCCAAGAACAAGAAAAAUAAUCUGAAAAAGAAUUCGAAGAUGAAUAAGAAGAAACAAGGCAGCUCGACCGGCAAUGAAGUGGCAGACAAGCUUUACUCACAGUUUGAGAAGCACAAAGAGGUGUUCUUCACCAUUCGGCUAGUCACACAACAAUCAGCCUUGUCUCUGCCCGAAAUUGUCGAUCCCGAUCCACUUAUGGCAUCUGACAUGAUGGACGGCAGAGAUACGUUCCUAACGAGAGCUCGGGAUGAACAUUGGGAGUUCAGCUCUUUGAGGAGGGCAAAAUUCUCAACUCUCGCUUUGUGUCACGCACUUCAUGAAUCUGAUGUGAACAAGGACAUGAGUUACACCUGCAACAAGUGCAACAGCUCGAAUGCUAAGUGGCACUGUACCACUUGUGAUGACUUUGAUCUUUGCGAGACAUGUCGCGAAUCCGUCUCACACGAACACCCAAUGGAGCAGAUCAAACCUCUUAUUGGCGCAGAAAGUGGCGAUUCCAGCGGCAACAAUCGCUUCGAGAGCAUUCAACGCUGCAUAUUGUCACUGGUACACGCGUGCCAGUGCAGGGAUGCGAAUUGUCGUCGUGUGUCUUGUCACAAGAUGAAGCGAGUCGUACAACACACGAAGAUGUGCAAGAAGCGAGUGAAUGCCAGUUGUCCAGUGUGCAAGCAGCUCAUCGCCUUGUGCUGCUAUCAUGCAAAGCAUUGUUCUCGAGAUUCUUGUUCGGUACCGUUCUGUAUGAACAUCCGCCAAAAAUUAGCCGAGCAGAAGCGUUCGAUCGCCAGACGUGCCGAUAUGAUGAUGCGAAGACGUAUCGAUGGUCUACAGGCUGUUGCGGGAGGACCAGCUUCGUCCAGCUCUUCGGCUGUUAGCGUUGCGGGAGGAACAUCAGUACCGACUCCACCUCCGGAUAACAAGCCGUUCGCUGGAACUCACAUGAAGGGAGGUAUUCCUGGUCCAAGCCCGCUGACUCAAGUACCGACGAUGUCGUCGAUGUCAUCACAUCCGCAAGCUGGACAACCUCAACAACAGCAGCGAGGAGGAUUUAUGUCAUCAGGAAUGAUGCCACCACAGCAACAACAGCAACAACCACCGAGCGGCAUGUCUCAAAUGGGACAAGGCAUGGGUGGUGGCGGAAUGGGAGGACCCAUGGGUCCAUCAAACAUGUACAGCACGAUGCAACAUCAGCAAGCAACAGCAGCAGCAACAACAACAACAGCAACAAAUGGCUAUGAUGGGAGAGCACCAACGCCGAUGGUCGGCUUUAAUACACCGUCAAUGAUGCAGCCGGGCAUGUCAAUGCAUCCUGGUAUGGGUCAGAUGAGAAACCAAGGCGGCGGAGCACCGAUGCAGCAACAACAACAACAACCACCUCCACAACAACAGCAAGGCAAUCCUGCACUCACGGAUCCAGCCAUGGCGCAGGUGGUGAAUCGAUUCAAGAUGGCUAAGACGGACGAGGAGAAACAGUCGGCUUUCCAAGAGCUGAAGAAGACGCCGCAUCUAUUUGCUGCGUUCAUCAAGAUGAAACCUAACAGUGAGAUGGUAGGAGGUAGCUGGCCAUCAAGCAUGGGGCCGGGUGGUCCACAACCCGGCUACUAUGGCGGUCCGCCUCCUCAAGGAGGUGUUCGAGGAUCUGGUAACCAGUUUGCCCCGAUGGGACCUGGAGGAUGGCAACAACAACAGCAGUACCAUCAACAACGGCAACAACAAGGCCAAUCGCCGGCGAUUUCCGGUCAACAUUUUGGCGUCGGUCAGGGCCGAUCACCAUCAAUGGGUAUGGGUUCGUCACCGAUGUUGCCACCCCAACAGGCCGGUCAACCGGACCAGUCAGGGCAAUUCCGGUGA
This is a messenger RNA of Cooperia oncophora, 6207 nucleotides long. The record is from the annotation of a GenBank genome assembly. NCBI's taxonomy places the organism in Eukaryota, Metazoa, Nematoda, Chromadorea, Rhabditida, Trichostrongylidae.